Messenger RNA from Owenia fusiformis, 3167 nucleotides. The record is from the annotation of a GenBank genome assembly. Lineage: Eukaryota; Metazoa; Annelida; Polychaeta; Sabellida; Oweniidae.
UACAUAACAAAAGUUAUAAACAUACAGAACUUUCAAGGAGAAUUUAUGAUUUAGGGGCAAUUUUAGCAAAAAAAACACUGAAACUGUGAAUGCUCCUUUAUAUGUGUUUGAUAUAAAAUGUAAAAAGGUGACUAUUUUCAGGCUCAAAGUCAAUAUCAAAAAGAAAUAAUUUCAAUAAAUCUAUUUAAUAAUAGUGGACCAUAAGCUAUUAACAUAACAUUUGUUUACAAUUGAUCAUUUACUAGCACCUUGUGCUAUUGAUUGUGAUAUCUUUUGACCUUUACUAACUCAGAAGCUAAAAUGUUAAUGUGACUUGUGGUCCAUUAAUUUCAAACAAACAAUAGUAAGCAACAGCAACGCUGUAUAGUAUAUCCCAUUAAACAUUACAAAUUAGGCAAUAUUUUAAACCAAAAAGACACAUGUUUAUAAUGCUAUUGAUAAUCAUAUAAAACAUUUCAUUAUUGCCAUUUUAAUGCUAAUAUGGACAGUCAAAAUAUAUUAGUUAAAAGAGAACCUUAUACAAACAUGUAAGAAGUAAUGUUGGACUCAGAGACAGACAGACGGAUAGAAAGACAGACAUCCUGUUAUUCUAUUAAUCCCUAAAUUUCAAACUUGUCAGGGAUAACUAAUGAAGUACAAAGAACAAUAGAUUUUAAUGUCAGAUUCCGUGUAAAAAUUUACAAAUGUGAAACAGUGAUUCAUACUUUAGAAUGACUUAUAAACACCUAAAACAUACAAUAUUGAUAAAGAUCAAACACAAUAUGGGGAGCUUCUUACCAUUGUCAUUCAUGGCAUUGUUUGGUUUAUUAUUACUUAUCAUAACAUAUACCGAAAAUAACUUAACAACAAGAAGAUCAGGACUUGGAUCUGAAAUCAGUAUGUGUAGGCAUUUACGAUAUUUGUCCGAUGAACAUAAGCCAAAAAGUAAAAAAACUGAACUUAAAAUGAAUAUCAUUGGCUAUGAUGAAAUGGCAAAAUGUAACCAGGAUGCAUGUAGUUUAAACUCCAAAAGGGAACCACCAAAGAUUCGUAUUGAUACACAGAUUCCAUGUAUCCAUGUAAAAGAUUGUGUCACCAUCAUAUGCAAGACAAGACACAGACUUGAUUUAGUGAAAAGAAUGAUCCUAUCUGUUUGGAAAUACUACCCGGGAAUGGAGGUCAUCGUUGUGGAUGAUUAUAAUGAAAACUUCCCAAAUGAAACUGAGUGGCAAUCAUUUGUGCUUGUCAACCAUAAUGUGCAUUAUUUACAAUCUCUUGUAUGGGCAGGUACAUCAUAUGGACGCAACAUAGCAGUAAGAAUGGUUAAAACAAAAUAUUUUUUCCAACUGGAUGAUGAUAAUUUAUUCCUUCCAGAGACUAACCUUGAGAAGUUGGUGAAUGUUUUGGAAAACACUGACAUCAGUAUAGUAGCUGCUCAUUACAAUGAUGCUGCAUAUUUUGGUUCAAUGUCGAUAGGUCACGAUGACACAAAUGGUACAGUAUUGCACCAUUACAAGCAUGUGGUGUUUGGGAGAGUCCCAUGCUUCAGUGAUUGCUACUCCCUGGAUGUUCCUCAAAAUACAUUCUUGGCAAAAACUAAUCACAUCAAACAAAGUGGAGGAUGGGAUCGAGAAGUUCGCACGAUUGAACACUUUGAAUUUUUCAUCAAUACACGUAAAGAAAAACUAAAAAUUGCAGUGUGUUUAGAUGUAGAAAUAACAGAAAAAAGCCCAGUGCCCAAUCUUCUAAGAUCGAGCAGGAGCCCCAAAAAGCAAGUGUAUCUCCCUAUGAUUCUAGAUAAGUGGAACUUAGACAACUGGCUAAUGUUCUGUGAUCCAGAGCGCUACUAUCACCCUGGUGGUGAAAACAAAAACUGCUCUGGUGAUGCUUUGAGAAAGUCUCAAAUUAGCAGUAAGAGAUUUGCAAGAAAGGAUGUGGAGGGCAUUCAAGAUAAUUUGAAAUUUGAUAAAAACUAAGAGAAAAUGACUUGCAUUGUGUAAUGAAAAAUCUUAGACACACCCUCAGAAAAUCCUCAUCUGAAGAGAGCGCCAUCAUUCACAACGAAUUAUUAGUUAUCUUUACCUCUAAAUGUGAUUUUCUUUCUAUGACCAUGAUAAAAUUCACCCAAUUGAUCAUUGGAUGCAAACCUUCAUGAAGGGGCAAAACAAAUGCAAAAAGUCCCCUCAGCCACCAUUAACUAAACAAUUUAAUUUGGAUUGUUCCAUAUUCAGCUUUGUUUUGUUCAUUUAUCAACUGUGAUUUGUGGUAACAGAAUUUUCCCUCAUAUUGAGAGAUUUAUAUCCAACAUAUGUUAUAACUUGCAUAGGAAUACAUGAUGUUAGGACAUUUUCAUGUUCAUGAGAUUCAUAAAUACUUUAACAUGAAUUCCAAUAGGGAUAACAAGGCAUUAAACACAACACGACUGGUUGCAAGAUUGGUUGCAACAACAUAACAAUACCUGGUUGCAAUUACAAAACAAAUGCAACAAGAACAGACCCCGAUGCUGAAUUCUAAAUACCAAUCACUGUUGUAGAAUGCUAGUCACAACCACCACACACUGACCACCAAACACCGAACACUGUCCACAAAAAGGUUGGAGAUUUGUGGUGGUGACAUAAAAAUGGUGGCAAGAACAGUAUGUCAUCACUACUAGGUGGUUUUUCUGCUAAUUCCAUAAUCCAUAUAUAACGAUUACAAUUUGCAUUGUGUAAAAAGACAAGCUUGACAUUUAUGUGAACUAUGUUGGUUAUUUUGACAAACGCAUUAAUUAAAAAAAAUAAUACGUGUCAAGGUUAUACAAUUUUAUAAAUAAAUAAAUCAUUGUAAAUUGUACAAUCAAUUCACCCUAUUACUGUAAUUAAGCCUUACUGCUUGUUAAUCCAAUAUUUUAAUAAUCCAUGUCCAUUCUCCCUUCAUCUGACACUGACCUUUAAAGGCUAAUGUUAGAACUCUCAUUAAAAUGUCAUACAAGUCUAGCUAUUUAGAAAAACAACAACUCUCCAAAGUAGCAAAUCCCCUGAACAAAAUGUAUUUUAUCAAAUCUCUCUUGAUUUUGAUAUUUCAUGAUAAAAAUAACAAGGGAGGAUUUUAUACAAGACAUUCCUCUUUAAGACCUGUUUACUUGUGGCACUAAGGGAACUGCAUUUCGAGGGAUACACUUUAUGACAAUACUUGAAUGAGAGAGGUGA